This is a messenger RNA of Cottoperca gobio, 1179 nucleotides long. It is a transcript of the gene fxyd3, whose product is annotated as FXYD domain containing ion transport regulator 3. Gene Ontology annotation, biological process: regulation of sodium ion transmembrane transporter activity. Bases 206 to 472 code for a protein of 88 amino acids. Lineage: Eukaryota; Metazoa; Chordata; Actinopteri; Perciformes; Bovichtidae. The record is from RefSeq and is a predicted model, not a curated record. Gene Ontology annotation, molecular function: sodium channel regulator activity. Gene Ontology annotation, cellular component: membrane. The transcript has 8 exons.
ACAAAACUCCAGCAUUUCAAACUCAGCCCCCUUUUCUAAAACCAAGCCAACCUGUUGAGUGUCACAGUGCUGAAGAAGGUAGGGUGUUGGCGGAUUGUGUGGAGAAAAGUCGCUGGUUCUGAGUCAGAUAUCCGCCUUCUUGGAAGACAUUUCCUCGGUUUUGCUAAAUACAACCUGUGAGAGGUAAACAGCCUCGAGCGUGAAGAUGUCAAAGAUCUGUGCUUUGGUGUUGAUGACACUUGUGUCCCUGGGGUUUGCAGAAGAACAGAACUUGGAAGAGGACCCAUUUAACUUUGACUACCACAGGCUGCGUGUUGGAGGCCUGAUUCUAGCGGCUGUCCUCUGUCUCAUUGGCAUCACCAUCCUGUUCAGUGGCCACUGCAGGUGCAAGUUCAACCAGGACAAGAGAAGGAGGACAGGAAGCAAUGCUCAGCAGAUGCUCUCUGACCAAGGUCGUUCCUGCGAAUGCUAGAUGUCAACCAGAACAAACACUGACUUCCUGAACCUGCAACCAUCAGAUAAGAUGGAGGAGCAGCAGCAGCAGCAGGAUUUGAUACAUCCAACGAGAGGCUUUUGUUUUUUUGUUAGAGAGCAACAGAAGGUAGUCUGUGUACCGGCUGUGAGGUGUGAGCUACUGCAGCCUGCACCUACACACAAACACACACAUAUGCUGUCACUUUCAUUUUAAUCAACCAAACCUUAUUUGGUAUUUAGAAGUUGAAAAGGCUCUGCCAUGAGGAAACUGUCAUAAAAAACUUUUUGAGAAUGUCUUCAAUAAUUCUCUGUUUUGUCAUUCAUUGUUGAUGGUUGUGGUUGAUUGAGCUGAAAGUGACCUCAUACAAUGGUUAACACACCUAUUACCAAAAAAAUCCAUUUUUUGUGUCCACAUGCUGUAGGCUGCGUCAAUGUCUCACACUACUUUAGUUGUCUGUGCUGUGAGUGUACGGUAAACAUUGGUGUAGAUAUUAGUCGCUUAUUGUGACCAUCCUAACCCACUGUCCAUGCUUUCAUGUCACAUAUAUGGAAUCCACAUAUUCAUGAGUGUUUAAAGUACUGUUGAUAAAUCAUAAUAAUCUGUUAAUUCCCAUGUUUAGCUUUAUGGAGGAAAGUAGUGGAUUGCACUGUUCAGAGAUACAGAAACACUCUGUCAUGUUUCUAUAAAAGAACCAUUGAAACAAA